UUUAUGUCGGGUUCUUUGAGAAUCGUCUUCUCGUCUUGCUAUUUCCUUCUCGACUUCACGAUUAGCUUUCCAAUUUUCUCGAGAAUCUUCUCCAACGUCGCGAUUUUCUUCCUCGCAAUUUUUCUUCCCAGUUCAUAACUUCUGAUGUAUAUCUCAUUCGCGAUUUGCUCCCAGCUCGUGAUUCUCGCGUAUUCAAUUCACAAAUUUCUCACUUGCGAUUUCAUUCAUCGAUUUCUUCUCGACUCGCGAUUGCGAUUUCAUCCUCAAAUUGCUUCUUAAUUCGCGGUGUAUGGGUCACGAUUUCAUUCACGAAUUUCUUCCCAAUUCGCGAUUCUCAUGUUUUCAGUCGUGAUUUUCUUCCAGCUCGCCCAUCUCGCUAUUUCCCUCUAAUCCUCGUCGCGUUGGUCGAGAUUUGUUGCUGUUCGCGAUUCUCCCCCAAUCUGGGAUGGGUUAGUCGCGAUUUGCUACUGCAUCAUUUUCCCCAAAUCGCCAUGUUCUGCUCGCGAUUCUCUUCUCGUCUUCGCGAUUCUUCCCGGUUAUUACGAAUCUCAUCCCCUUUCGUGAUUUAUUUCACACGCGUUCUAUCAAAUCUAUGAUGCACUUACGCACUCAAAUCUUAUACAAAUUAGGCCUGUUAGUCGAUCCAGCGUGCGAGCUGUUCUUUCUCUGUUUCGUGAGUGAUGUGCUCGUCAUUUUCCCAAGUCGAGAUUUACUGCUCGACCAGCUACUGCUCGUCAUUUCCGCAAAGUCGAGAUAUACUGCUCGUGGUCCGCGAGUCGCGAUUUGUACUGCUCGCGGAUCUGCUUUUCGAGAUACGUUAGUCGAGGCUCCUAUUUUGCGAGAUAGAAAGUCGAUAUUCAGCGUAUUUCGAGAUUCCAGGUUGUCCCUCAGUUGUCCCUUAGUUUGCUGCGUAUGGCACUGCUUCAUUGAGGUGUUUCCUGGCUGCUCGCACUAUUGUUUUCAUAUCUGCUUGCGAUAUGUUACUCGUGGUCGAUUGCUACUCUGUGUGUUGCUCGCGGCUCAAAUUACCGUAGCCUGCUCAAGGCAUUUGUAGCAGCUUGCAGCUCAGAUUUUACCCGAGCCUGCUCAAGACUAUCAUAGCCUGCUCAAGGCUUUUGUAACAGUUUGUAGUUCAAAUUUUAUCAUAGCCGACUGAGGCUUUUGUAACGGCUCGCAGUUAUAGCUCGCACCUUAUCUCAUUCUCUGUAUUUCUAAUUCGUGGCCGAGUCCCAAUUUUUAAUCCAAAGGUAUCUCGCAAUUAAAUCCAAGUAAUCCAAGCUUAAAGGUAUCUCACAAUUAAUUCAUAAGAAUGAUGUAUACCAGCCCAUUCUCAAUUUCACAUCCAGAAUGUAAUUCGCGAUUAAUUCAGAAGUGACACAUCCAGAAUGUACUUCGCAAUUAAUUCAGAAGUGAUAUUGAACGUCAUCAUUGUCAUGCUAUUCAACAACUUUCAAUUCGCAAUUUAGCAUAGGAACUCGGUUUUAGUAGCUUUUCAACGUAAUUUUCUCCCAUAGGCGUAAGUUCCAUAGUUCGCAGCUCAUAAUUUGAUUAUUUUUGAAGUUAUGUAAGGUCUCGGU
Molecule: messenger RNA, 1577 nt
Organism: Striga asiatica
Lineage: Eukaryota; Viridiplantae; Streptophyta; Magnoliopsida; Lamiales; Orobanchaceae
Source: the annotation of a GenBank genome assembly